Staurois parvus is the source of this 381-nucleotide messenger RNA. The record is from the annotation of a GenBank genome assembly. NCBI's taxonomy places the organism in Eukaryota, Metazoa, Chordata, Amphibia, Anura, Ranidae.
CAGGGUGACAUCCCUCCUCGAUUAAAGAAGAGUGCCCAUGAAAUAAUCCUGGAUUUUAUACGCUCCAGACCUCCAUUAAAUCCUGUGUCUGCACGGAAAUUAAAACCCACACCACCACGUCCUCGAAGUCUGCAUGAACGAAUACUAGAAGAAAUUAAAUCUGAGAGAAAACUACGUCCGGUUUCUCCCGAUGAAAUUAGGCGUAGUCGGCUUGAUGUUUGUACUCCUGAAGUCACAAGAAAGCAGCCAGAGAGCACAGUGUUAAAUGGUGGUGUGACCGAGUCUUCCAGAGUAAAUGGACGCUCCACACAAUUGACUGUUCAACGGAAGAGGCUUCUAAAAGCUCCAACCCUGGCUGAGUUGGAUAGUUCAGAGUCAGAG